Molecule: messenger RNA, 5457 nt
Organism: Aureobasidium uvarum
Lineage: Eukaryota; Fungi; Ascomycota; Dothideomycetes; Dothideales; Saccotheciaceae
Source: the annotation of a GenBank genome assembly
AUGGCCACCGCGUUGCAACAGCAGUUGGCGCAAAUCGCCAAAAAGUCGACCGACCAACUCGAUCUCAAAGCGCAGCGCGCGCAGCACAGCAAGUCGUUGCUGUUCGACGCAAGAGUCGCCGCCAACCAGACCUUUGAGACCAUCUACCAAAUAUGCGCCGAAGCCUUCCACGAGCUAUGCAUGCUCGACGCCCGCUUUGCGCCCUUUGCCGCCAAUCUUUUCAGCGAACAGUCAAAGUCCGAGGAGCGCAUCAACCUGACCAAGAAGGAGAAUGAGGACCUGGACCAGAUCAUCGACAGCUUCUUGGGCCUCGUCAGCUCCAGGCUGCUGCUACGGCCGGGUCUCAAGGCCGUCGAGUGGCUGGUCCGCCGUUUCCGCGUGCACGAGUACAACACCGAGUCCCUCGUACUCACCUUCCUCCCCUACCACGCAAAUCCCGUCUUCCCCACCGUGCUGUCUAUACUUCCCAAGACGCUUCCUCCGACCCUGAAAUUCUUGCAACCAUACGUUUCCAGCCUGUCGUGUCCUCCCAGUCAAGCUCUGAUAUAUGCCGCCAUCAACAACCCCUCGUUCUUUACUGCCUUCAACACCUAUGUCGUCCGCACUUCCAACCUGGGCCACCACUCUGUCAUGCUCCUGCAGUUCUGGGCCGGUGUCAUGACCCCGACCAUAAACGGUAUGCUUGACGCUGCCAUGUCGGGCCGCGCCGAUGUACGCAGCCAACGUCAGGAGGACCUGUUGCUUCGUGUCGUUCCUGUGCUCCAGCAAACGCUACGCAUCAAGAACGUCCCCGAGCUUUUCCUAGGCGCCUGCAUGAUCAUCUGUGUUCUUGUUUCCAAAACCCAGCUCGAUGACAAAGUCCUGGAUAGUCUCAUGGACGCAGUAUCUCGAGGCUGGACUUCACAGACUCUGGACCAAGGCCUAUCAACCGUCGCCAUCAUUGCCGAAGAGCGUCAAUCAUUGAAACUUACGCGUCCAGUCACAAGAGCUCUUCUGAAGCUUCCUGCCCUAGAUACUCGUAUACUCGACUUGCAGACAAAACAACACACUGGAAGACUCCUUACCGGUCUAGCCAUGACUUCGCUCGACGAGACUUCGAGCCCCGAGGCCUUCGAUUUGAUCGAGAGCGCCGUCAUUUCGCACAUCCCUACUCUACCUCAAAAAGCUGCCAUCGUCCGUCUCUUGUUUUCUGCUGUUUCAGAUCUCCAGACAGCAUCGGAAGCUGCUGAUUCUCAGGAGCGUCUUGCCCGCAUCUUCUCUGCUCUUUGCCAGUCACCUUCCACAUUGCCACUAGUACAAGGCGAGGCUGCUCGGCUCAACCUAAGCCUCGAGUCUGUUGAGGUUCAGCUACAGAUCUCGUUAGCCCCGAGCGAGACACUGGCUUUACCAUCUGCUGACGCUGAUACUGAGAUGAUCGAUGGACCUGUUUCUACCCCAAUGGACCAGCUAGACGAAGCCAUUUCCUCAUUGCCUCAGGAAUUACCCAAGGCUUACUCCUUUGUUUCAAACGUCGAGAAUUCUCCAUUCGACGCCUUUGCUCGUGCUUUCCUGAUUCUGCUUCAGCAGAACAAAGAUCUGGACCAGCUCCUCGGCAAACCAGCACUCCGUGGUGCAGAAGUCUUGUCCUCGCCAACAUACUUGUCAUUCUUAGCGAGACUCUGGACAAGUGUUAAUCCUAUUGUCGCGCGUGUCUCUGCUCUCCGCUCGGCUACUGCACUCCUUCAAGCCCAAUCUUCGGAAGUCAUUGAUAUGCAGGCGUUGACCCCGUUCGUGCUCGUAGCUCUGGCAGAUGCUUCGGAGGCCGUGCGCAAGGCAGCUGCUGGCUUGCUUAUUGCCAUCACCACUCUCUACCAUCCCGACCCAGCAAAGGGCAGAGUUAAUGAAUCCAUAAAAUCAUGGGCAGCUCAGAACAUCUAUGCAGCGGCUUCUAACAAGUCGUCUUUGUCUGGUCCUAAUGCUUACAAGAUUCUCUCCGAUGCGCUCGUACCUAGUCUGGAAGAAUAUAUUCUGGACCCGAGCCAGAUUGCACGCGUGCUGGCUAGCGCACUCAAUGGUCCGGCUCAAACGCAGCCUGGACACCCGUCUACUGCUUCUGUGGAACUGAAAUCAACCUUGAGGACAUCUUUUGCAUCAUAUCUCUGUGAGCACGCUGCCGCGGUGCCCUUGGUCGCUGUCAAAGUCCAACUUCUCUCGUUCUUAAGUCCUGUUGGUAAGGCUGCUUCUACAGGCCGUGUGCAAUCUCUGGUCCCAUCUCUUCAAUGCUGGAUCCAAUCCGAUUUACAGCUCCGAUCCGCUUCGUGUGCCUCUUCUCGUGUUGAUGUAUCAAGUGUUGAUAGAGCUUACGUUGGCUGUUUGACAAGUCGAACAUCGGAGGAGUUGACAUGUCUUAGAACACUCGCGAAUGGAGAACUGGGACAAAGCGCUUCCUUGUCCACUCUAGCGAUUCAGAGGUUUAGAGCUCUAUGGCCAAGCAUGAAGCCGAUCGCACAGACAUCCGCCUCGACUUUCCUCCUCGACCUCGCACUGGACGACCAACUGGACGACAUCUCUGAAGCUAGACAAUCCGAGGCUACCGAUCUUCUCCGCCAGGUCUCAUUGCCAACCGAAGUCCUUUUGUCCUUGUUGGAAUCAGUGCCUAGCAUUGCACAGAUGGAAGACAAGCCCCCGGCUACAAAGCGUAGAAGAACUAGCAGGUCCGAGUUGGCGAAAUCACAAAGCAUCAAUGUUGCAGAUUUGCACACCGUCAUUCGCAGACUAACUCUUGUGCUGGAGUUGAUCGAGGGCUCUCGUCCCGAAAGACACCCAGAACUGCUCAAGAGCCUUUUCCACGUCCUGAGUGAGCUCCAGCACUACAGGACUCAACUUGGCUCAAACCUGGUUUAUCUGCAGCAAUUGGUCAUUGGCUGUCUCUUCUCAAUCGUUGACUCGCUGAAACAGAACCCUGCCGUCAAGGUCGACCGCUCCGUGUUGAGGGCAGACCUUAUCGUUGAAUGUGUGCGCACCAGCACCAAUGCUCAGAUCCAUAACGCUGCCUUGUUACUGAUUUCGAGUCUGGCGAGCUGGGCCCCCGACUUAGUGUUGCACAGUGUGAUGCCGAUCUUUACGUUCAUGAGCAAUACCUUGCUGCGACAAAGCGAUGACUACUCAGCUCAUGUUAUCGAUCAGACUGUAUCUCGGGUUGUUCCUCCUCUUGUCGCUUCCCUUCGCAAGAAGAACCAAGACCUUGUAACAGGAGCUGCCGAGCUCUUGCUCAGCUUCACGGCCGCUUUCGAGCACAUCCCCCUUCAUCGUCGCUUGCGUCUCUUCAGCCAUCUUGUCAAUGCUCUGGGUCCUCAAGAUUUCCUACCUGCUAUCACUGCGAUGCUCUUCGACAAGUACCCGACAGACAAAAGGGUACCCACCUUCUCUGCCGAGCUCAUGGGAUCCUUCUCUCCGGAAGUUCAGCUCAUCGCUGCAUCUCAGUACAUUGAUCUGGUCAUUGAUGCUCUGCAGCCCAAGUCAGUUGUGUCCGAAGCAAUCUUCGGAUUCAAUGACAAGACCCCAGAGCAGAUCGAGCAAUCAGUGGCGCACCUAUUGCGUUCUCUGGGACUUCUUUUGCAACAACGCUCUCUUCACGUGCAAAUUCUCAAGGCUCUCGAUAAGGACGAAAGUGCACAUGGUGGCCUCCAGUCUGCUGCCGCCGAUAUCUUGCAAAAGAUCAUGCAGUUCUCUUCUUCCAAAUCCAUUCACAACAAGCCUGAUCUGCAGUCUGCUUCUAACGAUGUGCUGACAGCAGCCUUGAGCCUUCUGCCAACACCUUAUUUCGUUCGUACUGCUGAGGAGCUCCUGCAGAGAUCUGAACAAGAUCUUAGGCUCAUGGUCUUACGUUCGCUCGAGAAGCGUGGUCGUGAAGCCAAGCUCGCUGAUGCUACAGCAGCAAAUGCUAUGUUAUCUGUCUUGCCAAGCGUAACUGGUAUUAUUAGUCAGGUGGGCUCCAUCGAGCUGGUGCACAGCGCCGUCACAUGCAUUGACGUGAUCACCGAGAAGUUUGGCAAGAAGGAUACCGACAAGGUCAUGUCUGCUGCUCGUGUGGUAGCCUCUAAGCACGCAUUGGGCAGCCAGAACGAUGAACUUCGCAUCAUCUCUCUGCUCUGCCUCGCUACCAUGGUUGAGGUUCUGAGAGACGACCUCGUCGACAUUCUGCCACAAAUUUUGACCACUUCGUAUGCCUACUUCGACUAUGCCACCAAGACCGAGUCUGGAAAUGCUCGCCUGCACAAUGCUGUGUACUCUUUCUUGACAAACGUAAUCGAGUACAUCUCCUGGAUGUUCUCUGCUGAGACUCUGGAUCAAGCUUUGUUGCUCACACAACAAUCGGCUUGUAGCGAAGCCACAGACAUCCAGACCUCGGGCAGUCGUCCACAGUUCACUAGCUUACUCUCUCAAAAACUUGACGCCAGGACUAUACUGGCAGCUUUGGAGCGUACCUUUGACAAUGCUGUCACACUUGGCCACCAAGCUUGCCAAGAGAUCCUCACUACUCUUCACACGGUGAUCAAGACGCAUCCUAAAUCGGCUCUAAUCAAGAACGCCUCGAUAUUGUUCUCGAUUCUCAACAAGUCCUUUGAUCUCCGUCGCCUGCUUUCCCAACAGCCGACGGCACCUGACAGUGACCAGCUUGCAGCGAUGGAAGCACAGAGAGAUGGGUUGGCCCUGGAUGCCAUCAUGAGACUGAAUGACACAACGUUUAGGCCAUUCUUCACUCGUCUCGUAUCGUGGGCAGGUGAAGGUCUACCCAAGAAGGAACAAGCUGGUCGAACCCUUCGUCUGAUCAGUGUCUAUGGGUUCCUAGCUAGGUUUUUCGAGACCCUGAAGGUGAGUUUCUUGUAUAGCAUGAUUUUAAGAGCAAACGCUGACCUGAUGUCUAGNUCUAUCGUUACUGGAUACUCUGGUUACAUUCUGGAACAAGCCGCGUCUAUCCUUCAGCAUGUCAAGCCACAGGGAGAGUCUGAACAGCUUCUCUUGAAGGCUCUCCUCCAGACACUUGUUGCCAGCUUCAGCAACGAUCAAGACGACUUCUGGCAAGCCCCGGCGCACUUCGACGCUAUAAUGCAGCCUCUCCUGGACCAGGUGACUUUCGCCAACGAGCCCGAAGUCAGAGAUUCGCUUGAGAUUGUCUCUGCCGUCACUGGGCUGGCGGGGGCCGCAGCGUCACCCGAACAUCACAAAACGCUCAACUCGGCCAUUCUCAGGCUCAUGAGACACGACAAUGAACUGACCAGAUUGGCGGCAGUCAAGUGCGAGCAGUCUUUGACCGAGAAGCUUGGAGAAGACUGGCUCGCUCUUCUACCCGAGAUGUUGCCAUUCAUCAGUGAGUUGCAAGAGGAUGAUGACGAGGAUGUUGAAAGGGAGACGACAGCCUGGAUCCGCCAAAUUGAAGGCAUUCUGGGUGAGAGUCUUGAGGGCAUGUUGCAGUAA